This is a messenger RNA of Drosophila busckii, 2009 nucleotides long. It is a transcript of the gene abs, whose product is annotated as ATP-dependent RNA helicase abstrakt. Lineage: Eukaryota; Metazoa; Arthropoda; Insecta; Diptera; Drosophilidae. Gene Ontology annotation, molecular function: ATP binding; RNA binding; RNA helicase activity. Gene Ontology annotation, biological process: mRNA splicing, via spliceosome. The transcript has a single exon. Gene Ontology annotation, cellular component: spliceosomal complex. Bases 49 to 1908 code for a protein of 619 amino acids. The record is from RefSeq and is a predicted model, not a curated record.
UCCAGUGUAAACGUUUGUUUUGUUUAUGUUGAUAAAAGAUAGUUAAUAAUGUCGCCAACGCCUGUUAAACGUUAUAGGCGCAGUUCCAAGUCCUCCGAUGACGAGAAGGAAGACAACUAUGUGCCCUAUGUGCCGGUGAAGGAGCGCAAGAAGCAACAAAUGAUAAAAAUGGGCCGUAUUGUACAGCUUACCACAGAAUCAGCACAACCCAAAUCCUCCAGUGAGAAUGAGAACGACGAUGACGCUACAGGUGCUCAGGAUGCGGAGACAUGGGGACGCAAAUACAACAUAAGCUUGCUAGAUCAACAUACAGAGCUGAAAAAAAUAGCCGAGGCGAAAAAGUUAAGCGCGGUGGAAAAGCAGCUGCGCGAAGAAGAGAAAAUCAUGGAGAGUAUUGCACAGCAAAAGGCUUUGAUGGGUGUGUCUGAAUUGGCAAAAGGCAUACAGUAUGAAGAGCCCAUAAAAACGUCCUGGCGUCCACCACGUUACAUACUAGCCAUGCCUGAGGAGGAACGCCAGGCCAUACGCAAAGAGCUAAGAAUUCUGGUCGAGGGCGAAAAUACAAGUCCGCCUAUACAGACUUUUCGAGAAAUGAAGUUUCACAAAGGCAUACUCAACGGCUUGGCUGCCAAAGGUAUUAAGACACCAACGCCCAUACAGAUACAGGGUCUGCCUACAGUGCUGUCAGGACGCGAUCUCAUUGGCAUUGCCUUUACGGGCUCCGGCAAAACAUUGGUAUUUGUGCUGCCCAUUGUUAUGUUCGCGCUGGAGCAAGAGUACAAGCUACCAUUUGAGCGCAACGAGGGUCCUUACGGCUUGAUCAUAUGCCCUUCACGUGAGCUGGCCAAGCAAACACAUGAAAUUGUACAGCAUUAUAGUAAACACUUGCAGCAAUGUGGCAUGCCCGAGGUGCGUUCCUGUCUAGCAAUGGGCGGACUGCCCGUGAGCGAGGCUCUCGAUGUAAUUUCUAAAGGCGUUCACAUAGUGGUGGCCACACCUGGACGCCUCAUGGAUAUGCUCGACAAAAAAAUACUAACUUUAGACAUGUGCCGUUAUCUGUGUAUGGAUGAGGCGGAUCGUAUGAUAGACAUGGGCUUCGAGGAAGAUGUGCGCACCAUAUUCUCCUUCUUCAAAGGCCAACGACAAACACUGCUCUUCUCUGCCACUAUGCCCAAGAAAAUACAGAACUUUGCACACUCAGCGCUGGUCAAGCCAGUGACUAUUAAUGUGGGACGUGCUGGAGCAGCAUCCAUGAAUGUCACUCAAGAGGUGGAAUAUGUAAAGCAGGAGGCCAAAGUUGUAUAUCUGCUAGAUGUUCUACAAAAGACUGCGCCGCCUGUGCUUAUAUUUGCGGAAAAGAAACAGGAUGUGGACUGUAUUCAUGAGUAUCUGCUGCUCAAGGGCGUCGAAGCGGUGGCCAUACACGGUGGCAAGGAUCAGGAGGAGCGUUCUCGAGCAGUGGAUGCGUAUCGCAUGGGUAAAAAGGAUGUGCUAGUAGCAACAGAUGUGGCGUCCAAGGGUCUGGAUUUCCCCAAUGUGCAGCAUGUGAUCAACUAUGAUAUGCCUGAUGAUAUAGAGAACUAUGUGCAUCGCAUCGGUCGUACGGGCCGCUCAAAUACCAAGGGAUUGGCUACUACACUUAUAAACAAAAUCACAGAGCAAUCAGUGCUGCUGGACUUGAAGCAUUUGCUCAUUGAGGCCAAGCAGCAGGUGCCCGAUUUUCUGGACGAACUGGCGCCUGAGGCGGAUCACACACACUUGGAUCUGGGUGACUCGCAUGGUUGCAGCUACUGCGGCGGUUUGGGCCAUCGCAUCACCGAGUGUCCCAAGCUGGAGGCGGUGCAGAGCAAGCAGGCAUCGAAUAUUGGCAGACGCGAUUAUCUGUCCAAUACGGCGGCGGACUACUAAUUUUUUUUACUGUAUGCGCGGCUAACCCUUGCCGUUUAAGCCGAAAUAAAAUGCGGGAAUUGAAAGCGCUAUGCAAAUGCCUGACUCUUAACCCAAAGUUC